UAGCUCUAAGCCUACAGCUUGCGGGACUUGUUGCUUCAUUACUGAGUUAACCGUUGGCGUGAAAAGAGGUUCCCGAUAACGUGGGCCGUGUCUCGUUCCGAAUAGUUUGUGAAAAAAGGAAAUUCAAUCAGAAGUCCGGGUGGAUUAAGAUAAGCCGCGAAUAAGCCAAGUUCCUGAGCGUAGCAGAGUUCCAAAUAAAUCACCAUUAGUGGAUAUCUGGUUGGUAUCAACACCACCCUUCUCGUCGCUAGUCUGCAAGUAGUUAGCAAGACAACCCACUAGCAUGGGCUACCAGUGCAUACUGGUACUCACGCUCUCGCUACUGGCGUGCAGCGUGAGCUUAGCGAAUCCCGCCUCCGACAAGCCCACCACCAGUGCCCUGCCGAAGGCCCAUGAUCCGCUGUUCAACAAGAUGCUCGCGGAAAAGUCGGAUAUCCCGAUGGCGCACAAUCCCAUCUUCAACAAGAUGCUGCCCGAUCAUUUUGACGACAUCGACCCGCAGAACAACCUCAUCGAGGACGAGGUUGAGGCCAAGCUACCGUCGCUCAAGUUUAGCGCGGACAUGAACCCCAAAUACGCCCAGCAUGCUGCCGCCAUCCAGAAGCUUGCCAAGGAACAUCUGAAGGCGGAAUCGACAACCAUGGGUAUCGUGGCCAUCGACAAGGCUGAAGACAAGGACAGUUUCGACGAUGAGGACAGCUACGAAGACGAGAGCGAUCUUCUUCCUGAUGAAGACUCUAAGGAUGCGUCCAAGGUCGCGGAAGUUCUACCUCAAGUCGAGGAUCUCUCAGACGUUCUUUAUUCGCAACCUUCCGUUGGAAAUGCCCAACCGGUUGAUGCAAAUGCGGUCUCACAGGAGAAGAAGUCGAGCACGAUGACGACGACAAAGACGACUGCAAAACCUGCUGCUCAAACUUCAACCAUCGCCACCUCCACAACAACAGUGGCCGAUGACGAGUACUAUAAUGACGAUGACGAAGAGGACAGCCAAGAGCUGUCGAACGAGAAGAUCGACCCGUUGGCCAUCGAAAAGAUGCUCGCCAAGAACACUCCGAAAACAACGGAAUCAACCCCAUCGACGACCGGCAAACCAGCCAGCAGCAAGACGUCCAAGACUUCGUCUACCACCAGCAAAGCGCCGGUUAACAACGAUAUCCUGGACGAUGCCGACGAUGACGACGAGGAGUACCAGUACGACGACGAUGAGGAUUCCGAGGACGAGAGAAUCGACCUGGACGCCGUCGAUAAGCUGUUGGCUCAGAAGAAGCAAAAACAGAAGGAAGGAACCACUGCUGGCAGCAGUACUUCAACGACUGCAGCCGCCACCGGCAAGAAGCCCGGCAAAAGUGCUAGCUACUACUACUACGAUGAGGAUGACGAUGAAGACGAUGAUGAUUACAACUUGGAUGAGGAGAUCCACCUCUGCCCACGGGAUUGUAUUUGCGAACGUAACAUGCAUGCGUACAUGGUUGCUACUUGCAGCCGUUUGGAUAUGGAUACCCAGAAAUUCUCCCCGCAGAUCACUGACCUACAGGUGUUGGAUGUGAGUCCGAAGUACCCCAUCGUUUUGAAGGCCGAGUUCUUCAAACAAAUUGGACUUUCCCACGUGGUGUCGAUCAAGAUCAGCAACUGCACGAUCGAAUACAUCAGCCCGUCCGCCUUUGCCGGUCUGGAUGAUCUGUACUCUGUUAACCUGACAAACUCAGGUUUCGACAUGUUGCAUCCCGAUACCUUCGCCAACAACACCAAACUGCGACUGCUUACAUUGUCCGGAAACGAUCUUAGCGCUAUGCAGAAGGUUAACUACAACACCCCAUACACCGAUUACAUGUUGAAGGCACCUUCGAUCGAGGAACUGGAUAUCUCCAAGUGCAAUUUGCAAGCACUUCUCCCGACUGCGUUCAACGAGCUCAAGAACAUUAUCUAUAUCAACCUCUCCGAUAACAAAUUGAAAACUCUUCCCGAAGGUCUCUUCGAUAAGGUUGAAACAAUCGAGGAGCUUGACCUUUCGAUGAACAACAUUUCUGCACUACCUAAGAAUAUCUUCAACAAGACUUCCUUGGCUAUCCUGCACCUCAAGUAUAACAUGAUCAGCAGCAAUCUGGACUUCGUGACCGCCGAUCUGCAGAAGCUUGACUUGAGCUACUGCCAGAUUCGCACCAUCAACGGUCAGAUGUUCAAGGGUAUGGAAGGUCUCACUAACCUCAUCUUGAAGGGCAACCGUAUCAAGAAGAUUAACCAAGUAGCUUUCGCCCCACUCAAGAGUCUGCGCCAGAUCGAUAUCUCGCAGAAUUAUCUGGAACAGAUCUCUGCUCUCACUUUCCUCGGAAACAAAGACCUUGACAUCAUCAAGCUGAACGACAACCCACGGCUGAAGCAGCUCCCGUCCGAAGGUUUCCAGAGCUCGUGGGGAGUAUUCAGCACCUACUUCCUGGAUGUGUCCAACUGUGACAUUUCCGAGCUUGCUCCCAACACCUUCAAAACCAUGCCCCAGCUGACCCGUUUGAACCUAGCCUGGAACAAUCUACAAACCGUCGGCCCCGUAGUGUUGAGCUACCUGGACAAACUGAUGGACCUGGACCUCAGCAACAAUUUGAUCACCGACCUCAAUGAGGACACCUUCAAGAGAAACAUUAACCUUAACAAGCUUAACCUGUCCGGAAAUCAGUUUGCCCUUAUCCCGGCUAAGGUAUUCCAGCCUCUUCAAUAUCUGAACCAUCUGGAUGUCAGCGAUUGUGAUCUUCGCACAGUUUGGGAAAACUCGGCUGCCAAUGCCAAGCACACGAACGUCCUGCCUAGCCUGAAGGUGCUGAACGUAUCGUACAAUGAAAUUUCCAGCGUAUUUGUGUCGGACCUCGAAUCCCUUACAAGUCUUCGGGUCUUGGAUAUUCGUAACAACUCCCUGAAAUGCAAUGCUCCCUUCAAAUCGCUGAUUAAAUGGCUCGGUGUUAAGAAGGUCUCGCUCGGAGAUUCCAACAAGGAACAAAGAACUCACGCUGAGUUGAACGCCUACAUUGCGGACAAUUCUGCACCUUUGAUCGAAUGGAGCCAAUUCGCUCAAGAAGUGUGCCAGGCUAGCAAGAACGGAGCCGACAGUCCCGUCGUCAUCAAGGACAUUAUCAAUGAAGACCUCGGAGAAGACGAAGAUGAUGUGGAUGAAGAUGAAUCCGAUGAUGAUGAAGAUUACUCCGAAGAGCAGAAUACAAACAACGUCAAUGUUGUGGACAGCAAAGACGAUGCCGAUCAAUACUACGAUGAAGACGAGGAUGAUGAUGAUGAUGAAGACGACGACAACGAUACCAUCAUCGAAGACAUCGAUGGAUUGCAGAAAAUCGAAGAGAAAAUACUCGGAGGAAGCGAUCCCCAGAGGGAAGAAGUUGUCAUUCUCGAUGGCAACACACUGCUCCAAAUCAGUGGUCUCUGGCUACCGAUCCUGUGUAUCACUCUCGGCAUCGUAGUGAUUAUCGUCGCCUUUGUGAAAAUCUUCGAGAUUAUGAUGCGUAAGCGAAGCGAAAACUACCGACAGGCGCUGCUCGCUUCCAAGAACUCCAUCGUCUACCAAAAGUUGACGGAGGACAUCGUGGCACCGAAGACUCCCAAGGUGCAUCGAUACGCUCCGAUUCAGCAAGUCUAGGGUAUACUCCCCCAUCCUUCUUCCACUAAAUACUUAAACAAACAAAAACACAUCGAUUCAUAAGCUUCCAAGUAGUCUUCUUCCAUGAGCUGCUAAAAAAGAUUUCCAGUCCUUUUCUAAAAUCACAGUCAACAAUUUUGUAACAAAUCAUACUAGCAAUAAGUAAAGAGUACUUAUAACAAAACCAGAGCAAGAUUAAAAGAGAAAAACUGCAGUAGUUGUAUUUAUUAAGUUUUCAUUCUUAAUCCUAUCGUUAUACUGUAAAGCUAAAAUCGUUCGAACUGAGACUUAAGAGACAAAAGAAAAAAAACCCUAACCCUGAAAGCUACUUAAUUCCAGAAUCCGAGUGCGUAAUCUAUUCGCUUUUAUACAAGUUUUUUUAUUUUUGCGUUUGUUGAUUACAUUCCGACGUGGAACGCGAGACUCAAAGAAUCCGACCUGAUUGAAUUCUUUUCCUAAAUACAAUCGAUUUCAAACUUACAAAUUUUACACAAACUUUUUCGCGCUGUCUUACUCGUUCUGCAGAAGAACGGGACUCCGGUAUUCAUGUGUUGAAGAUACUAAAUAGAAUCAGUAUAUUAAAUCAGCAUUAAAAACGAAAAGAUACAAACUAAAACGUAAGAGAUACAGAUAGGCUUCCAGCAUGUGCCAUGAGAGCAAAACCCAACCCAAGGCAGCAGCAGCACAUACAAAAAAGUUGAAAUGAAGAGUUUAAAAAGCGCCAAAUUGAAGGCGGACCCGCAAGGUGAAAUUAGAGCACAAAACGAAACCUGCAGUAUAUUUUUGUCCUUAAAUUAUUGUGGAUAUCUUUACAAAACUUUAUAACAUUUAGUCUUUUGAUUGGAUAAAAUAAAGGGUUUUUUUUAUCGA
Molecule: messenger RNA, 4504 nt
Organism: Uranotaenia lowii
Lineage: Eukaryota; Metazoa; Arthropoda; Insecta; Diptera; Culicidae
Gene: Gp150
Product: chaoptin
Exons: 9
Coding region: 284-3634 (1116 amino acids)
Molecular function (GO): protein binding
Source: RefSeq, a predicted model, not a curated record